Molecule: messenger RNA, 432 nt
Organism: Schistocerca gregaria
Lineage: Eukaryota; Metazoa; Arthropoda; Insecta; Orthoptera; Acrididae
Product: prostatic spermine-binding protein-like
Exons: 1
Coding region: 1-432 (143 amino acids)
Source: RefSeq, a predicted model, not a curated record
AUGGAUGAUGAUGAUAUGGAUGAUGAUGAUAUGGAUGAUGAUGAUAUGGAUGAUGAUGAUAUGGAUGAUGAUGAUAUGGAUGAUGAUGAUAUGGAUGAUGAUGAUAUGGAUGAUGAUGAUAUGGAUGAUGAUGAUGAUAUGGAUGAUGAUGAUGAUAUGGAUGAUGAUGAUGAUAUGGAUGAUGAUGAUGAUAUGGAUGAUGAUGAUGAUAUGGAUGAUGAUGAUGAUAUGGAUGAUGAUAUGGAUGAUGAUGAUGAUAUGGAUGAUGAUAUGGAUGAUGAUAUGGAUGAUGAUAUGGAUGAUGAUAUGGAUGAUGAUAUGGAUGAUGAUAUGGAUGAUGAUAUGGAUGAUGAUAUGGAUGAUGAUAUGGAUGAUGAUGAUGAUGAUACCGAGGUGUCACUAAGGUCUGAGAUCUGCUGCCAUUUUGCCUAA